Messenger RNA from Podarcis muralis (Common wall lizard), 6301 nucleotides. It is a transcript of the gene STK32C, whose product is annotated as serine/threonine kinase 32C. Lineage: Eukaryota; Metazoa; Chordata; Lepidosauria; Squamata; Lacertidae. The record is from RefSeq and is a predicted model, not a curated record. Gene Ontology annotation, molecular function: G protein-coupled receptor binding; ATP binding; G protein-coupled receptor kinase activity. Gene Ontology annotation, biological process: protein phosphorylation; G protein-coupled receptor signaling pathway; regulation of signal transduction.
GGCGAGUCUCGCGUUCCCUGGAGUUGAGGGCAAGCGGCUGGCGAGUCUCGCCGUUGUAAACGCGCACCCGCGCCGCGGAACACAAAACCCCGACCGCUCCGGGGGCGCGCCUCGUCUCCAGCAGCGUCUUUGCGCGGGGAAAGCCCAGGCUCUGGUGAGGCAGGGGGAGGGGGAGAGAGGCGUGUUGCUUGAACAAAACCAGGGCGAUUUCGAUCGUGUGGAGAGAGAGAGAGAGAGAGAGAGAGAGAGAGAGAGAGAGAGAUUGAAGCUGAAGAGGCGCUCGGGUCUCUCUCCUUUCCCCAGAAGCUGACGGGGAGUAGAAGGGACCCCCUUCUCUCCAAAUCGGGAAGAAGGCGCCCAAAGGGAGCCAAGCUCGGGCACUUGGCUCCUCUUCUCCCUCCCCCAGGGCCCUGGGGGUGCGCGCCGUGCAGACAAAAGCGAGAGACUGGAGACGGAGAGAGAGAGAGAAGCAAGCGGCUGGCAGGGAAGAAGAGCCCCUCAGACACGUUGCACACAGGCGCACAAACACACGCGCGCCCUCUCUCCUCUCACACACCCCAGAUCCAUCUUGAAGGUGCUCUCCCGUGCCGUCUCGCCACCGCCGCCGCCGCGCCCGGCUCGCCCAGCUUCCCGGGACUUUGGUAGGGAAUGCCCUGGCGCCUCCUUCGCCAAUGUUUCACUGGAGCAAGUGGAAGAAGAGGAUGGGAGCCAGCAUUUCCUCCUCGUCUUCCAAGAGACCCGUCUUCGACGAGAAGGAGGAUGUGAAUUUUGAUCACUUCCAGAUACUUCGAGCAAUUGGGAAAGGAAGCUUUGGCAAGGCCCUGAUGAAUGCCUUUGAAACCAAAAGACAUUAUUCCUCUACUAAUCAAAAAAUAAUCAGGGAGCUUAAGGUGUGCAUUGUACAAAAGAGAGAUACAGAGAAGAUGUAUGCCAUGAAGUACAUGAAUAAACAGCAGUGCGUUGAAAGGGAUGAGGUUCGAAAUGUGUUCAGAGAACUGGAGAUCCUGCAGGAAAUUGAGCAUGCCUUCUUGGUGAAUCUCUGGUACUCAUUUCAGGAUGAAGAGGACAUGUUUAUGGUAGUGGAUUUACUCCUGGGUGGUGACCUACGUUAUCAUCUCCAGCAAAACGUGCAGUUCACCGAGGAAACGGUGAAACUCUAUAUCUGUGAGAUGGCAUCAGCUUUAGACUAUUUGCGCAGUCAGCAUAUUAUACACAGAGACGUGAAACCAGACAAUAUUCUCCUUGAUGAACAAGGCCAUGCACACCUAACAGAUUUUAAUAUUGCAACAAUCAUCCGUGAUGGUGAAAGAGCAACCGCGUUAGCUGGGACUAAGCCAUAUAUGGCUCCGGAGAUCUUUCAUUCCUUUCUGAAUGGUGGAACUGGUUACUCCUUCGAAGUUGACUGGUGGUCCCUGGGAGUGAUGGCAUACGAGCUCCUCCGUGGAUGGAGGCCUUAUGACAUCCACUCUAACAGCCCCGUGGAAUCCUUAGUUCAGUUGUUCAGCACCGUGAGUGUCCAGUACGUAACAGGAUGGUCAAAGGACACGGUCGCCUUAUUAAGAAAGCUUCUGACAGUGAACCCUGAGCACCGGUUUUCUAGCUUAGCUAGCAUCCAGACUUCUUCCUACUUAUCUAACGUGGACUGGGACGAAAUCUGCGAAAAGAAAGUGGAGGCAGGAUUUGUGCCUAACAAAGGCCGUUUGCAUUGUGACCCCACCUUUGAGCUGGAGGAGAUGAUCCUGGAGUCGAGGCCGCUGCACAAGAAAAAGAGGCUUGCAAAGAAUAAAUCCAGGGAUAAUAGCAAGGAUAGCUCACAAUCGGAAAACGACUACCUCCAGGAUUGCCUGGAAGCAAUUCAGCAAGAUUUUGUCAUUUUUAACAGAGAAAAGUUGAAGAGGAGCCAAGAUCAAAUGAACGAGUCCAUUUCUCCUCCUGAAACCACCGACGAAGCUGAGACUGAAACAGAAUCUGAAAAUUCCAACCUGAAUAUGUGUAGCUCAGUAUGUUCUUCCACAGGCAGCAGCUAGGACUACGGAGAGGAGGCAAAGGGGCCGGGAGCUUGCGCACCUCUUGAAUAAAUCAUUCUCAGGUUGCACUGACAAGCCGAUGACAGGACACUGAGUACCUUGGUUGAAGAAAAGAAGAGGAGUCACACAAAACAACACUGUAGAGCCGCAGCAGAGGCACAUAGUUCUUACAGAACUCAUGGAUUUUUUUUCCCCUUCAGAAAGGGAUCGCCUCUUUUACCCAAUACUUUGCUAUGCAACACUUUGGUGAAAACCUUUCCAUUUCUUCCUUUGCUCUUUUCUUUUCGCAGGGACAGACAGUGGGGUCUGAAGGAUAUUGGCAAGGCGAUAAGGGUUCCAGACCCAGUUCCAGAGUAGGUCCAAGAGAAUGCAGAUUGAAAGCAUGCAUAGUGGUCCCAGAGGACUAGGAAAGGGGGCAAAAGCCACUGGAAGCUCACUUUUCUGGGACCGUCCUUAAUAUGCCAGCUAAGGCUCAUGCAUGCAAGAUUGUCUCUUGGUAUUUUCAGAGCAUUAGAGAGUUCUUACGGACCGUGGCAGUUGCAAAAUACUUGUAUGUUUCAGCUGGGACAAUACAGUGACAACUUGGCCAUACAUGAUUUUCAGAGGGCCCAAUCUCAGCAUUAAUGGAUCCUUUCCAGUGGUCCUGUUCAGGGCCAAAUAUGCUGGGUUUUUGCAGCAUGGAAUUUUAAAAUGGUUUUGCUGCAAGGUAGAGCGUUUUCCUAAACAUGCCGAAUUGUUUCACAAAGCUAUCCUUACUUAACAAGGAGCUGUUUAAGCUACAAGCAUAUUAAUAGAGGUUAGUGUUUUCUUCACUCAUAAUGAAGGAGCAGGGCACUAGUUUGGCUGGAUGUAGGUGAGAUAGCUAUAAAGCAAUGCCCUAGUUAUGCAGGAAGUGAUGCGUUGGUGCGCGCUUUUUUUUGUCUGCGUCAUUCUAAGUGUAUUUUAAUGUAUUGCAUAGGAUGUCUGUCUCAACUUUCUUGCGAGGACAGGAGAGGUCCGAUGAUUUCCUCCAGCUGUGGAUAUUGCCUUUUUAAAUGUUUCAGAAGCCCUUUUCUUCCCUAUCCUACAAUCCUGUUCACACUUACCUGGGAAUCAGCUUCAUUGAACUCAAUGGGACAUAGUUCUGAGUAGACUUGCAUAGGAUUGCACUGCCAGUGGGCUUUAGGUUACUCUGAUAAAAGCGCUUAGAACCCCUGGUUCUAGGACAGUAAAUAUAUGUGUUGUACAUAAAUAUCGUAAGUGUUUUAAUGCAAAGCUGUUUGUUACCAGCUGUCUAUGAGAUUGCCAUGUUUGCAUUCCAGUUGUGUUUUCCUGUAGGAACGUGAACUUAGCAUGCUUUUACUUUCAAGACAUUUCUCCCUCGCCCUGCUGUUUUAUUGAGGCGCCUGCUACAGGCCAAUAUGCCAGGGUUGGAACCAAGGUCCUACGAACACAGGAACCAAUUUACAGCCUUACUUACGAAGCUACAACUACCUCUGUAGCAGUGCUGUAACAAGUUCCUUUAUAUUCCAUCACUGCUAAGGAACAGGGAUUUGCAUGGAAUUCACACCGACUCCCUUAGCGUGGGGUUUCCAUGAAUAUUUUUGGUCUCGAUGGUUUGCUUUCCAUUUUAAUUUCCACAAACGCAGCACACGGCAUAACCGGUGCGGAGCAAUUUUGUACAGACAACAACCAAAACGUAGUUGCCUUUUCCACAGUUUUAUGUGGAGUUUGGUUAGGAAAUGAACAUUGUGCACAACCAAAAUUUCACGAAGAACAAAAUUCAAGUUUGCUGGUGGAGUACAAUGUAGGGGUAUUCAAAGAAGCCAAAGCUUUUCCUAUCAGUUCCUCUCCCUAGCCCAAACCAAGGGAAUGGCAGUGCCCCCCCACUCUACAAUGAAACUGCACUCACUUUUGGAAGGGGUAGCACAGUCUCACAAUACCUGGUGCUACGCUGGUAUUGCAGGAAUAUCACACUGCAGGCGUUGCCAUCUAUGCCAGCAGAAGUGUUUAGAGUCAAAGCGCCAACUCGGUUAGUCAACUGAUUCGGCUGCAUUAGCACAAGAGACUUCGCGGCACACAUACUCCAGCUUGAAUCCCACACUUAAGUGUGGGUUGGCAAUUGCAUGCUCUGUUACUCUGCUGUGAUGAAUUCAUCAAUCGCAGAUUUAACGUUCUGAAUUAUUCAUCCUUUCCUCCAAGUGGACUCUUGGAAGGAGUGUGUGCUGUGCACCUACCAUUGUGUCGAAGAUUCUGCCAUUAUUUUCUUAAAACAACAACAACAAUCCUGAUACCAUCUAAAAACAUUAUCUUCAUUCAAUAGAUAUAAUAGAUAUUCUUCUUCUUCUCCUUAUUGGCUACUUGAUUCAUGGAAAAGCGGCAUGUGCUCUGUCCUUUUAAAUUGGUGCCGUGCCACUUUAAGCAAAGAAUCCUGGGAGGUGUAGUUUGUUAAGGGUGCUGAGAGUUGUUAGGAGAUCCUUGUGGAGUUGCAAUCUUCAGGGUGAUUUAGCAGGGCGAUUUCCUUCUUCCCAGGAAAGCUACACUUCCUCCCUGUCCUUGAGUCAUUUAUUCUGCCAGUACUGUACUGCAUUCCUGAUACACAAUAUAGCACACUGACUUUGAGGAAUCGAGGGUUUGAUUGAGGCACAAUCUUUUAGACGAGGAAUUUAUGUAUUUUUAAAGCCUGUUCCUAUGUACUUUACUAAAGCGAUGUACUUUUCCUUUUCACUAUAAUACCUGAUACGUGUGGAGUGCAAUCACAGGGACCUGUGGUUUCUAAGAAAUAACUCUAAAAUAAAUGCUUAUAUUGAGCACAAUGGUUAUUGGUAUCAAUCGUCAGUCAGCAAGUGAAGAACUGGCUUGUUUCAGCAGUUAGAAUUUGUUGUGUAUUUACAAGCAGGUAAUCGAAUCCGCUUUGGUGUGGACCGUGGCUAUUGUAAAACAUUCCAAUGGGGAUGGGCGCUAAGGUCCAAAAAGCAGCCCGUGCCCUGAUCAUUUGUCUGUAAAUUUUGCAUACCAGUAAAUAUGUGAGUUAAUGCCUCUCACUCUUGUUGAUGGUGAAUCAUUAUAAAUGCUGAAAGGGACCAAGACUUGGACAGAAGCAUUCUUGUUGAUGGAAGCAGGAAUGUUGCCAUACAAUAAAAACAUGAGACAAGCCCUGCUGGAUCAGGCUGACGUUCCAUCUAGUCCAGCGUCCUCUUCCCAAAGUGGCCAGGUGCCUGUGAGAAGCCCACAAUCAGAACCUUGGUCAAAUGUAUACCACUUGGUCGACCACAUGGAAAGCCUAUUGCAAAGAAAGCCCACACAGUACAAUCUAGAUGUCAUUUGAUUACAACUUCCCAUCGGUUCCAGCCAGACUGGCCAAUGGGAGCUGAAAUCCCACAAUAUCUUGAAGGCACCAGACUGGCUGCUCUACUACAGUGGACCAAGUGUUGACUGGUAGGGUCCAAUGCCAACUUGGCAGUGAAGCUAAUCAGCCAGUCCCUAUGUCUCAGCCCAACUGAUCUCACAGGCUUUCUGUGAGAAUAAAAUGGGACCGGUUGCAUGUAUGCCGCCCUCAGUUUCUUUGGUGGAAGGCUGCAAGCCAACCACAGUUUUUUUAAAAAUAAUAAUAAUAAUACGAUGGAGAGUUAGCAAGAGAAGCCUGGGAGGUAAAAUAGUAGCAGAGCUUCUAGUGUUGCAGGUGAGCUGGCAACUUCACAUUCAGGUUAUCUUGAUGUGAUUUUGGCCCUCACAUCUGAACAUUUCACCAUUAUGGUAAGAUAUAAACACACACAGAGAGAGAGAGGGAGAGAGGGAGAGAGAAAUAUAUAUAACCAUAUAUCAUAUGGUGUUUAAUGAACACAAUAGAUGGGGCUUGCAGAUCUCUGAAUUAGGAGCUCACUUGGUGCAACCUGAGCUACAGUAAGCCGCUUCUCGAGUUUAUCAGCAGGAGCCCUCAUUGUACAUGCAAACAAUUCAUGGGGAUAAACCUCAGAGAAGUAAUAUUUAAAAACAAAUGCAAAACACCUGUGUUGGCAAUAGAAAGCUAAGGUGCCGAUGGGAUCUUGAUGCAUCGAGGGUGACUAUUCUUUUGUCGGUUUAUUACAGUGCAAUUUUACUUUGUAAAAUAUCUUUGUAAACAAGGUUCGUUCAUUUCUGUAAGUUUUACUGCAUGAAAAGGAACAGUCUGUUCUAUGAGGACAUUUCAGUUACAGCAAUAUGUUUGUGGGAUUGUUUUUAUUUUGGCAGGUAUCUGCAGAAAAGUCAUUGCAUUUGUGGAGUAAUAAAUGUGUUUUGGUUUUUUUAAAAAAACA